GUAUCGAUCAGUUUACAUUAUUUGCUGUCUCUUUGCCUCUCUUCCUCCUCCUCCUCCUCCAUCUAUCUUCAUUUCUUCUUCUUGCAUGCUAAAUUUCUUGUUCAAACAGAAGGCUAACUAGCCGCUCUUUCCAGCAUGGAUGCUAAUCACGCCCCACCAGUACCACAAGGCUUAACCCAAGAAGAAUAUGUGGAGCUGAAGCCCUUGAUUGACACAUACCACAAAUUUGGGGCAGCAGUACCCAACACAUGCACGUCCCUCAUAACCCAACGUAUUGAUGCGCCAGCUCAUGUUGUGUGGCCCUUUGUUCGUAGGUUUGAUAACCCACAAAAAUACAAGCACUUCAUCAAGAGCUGCAAAAUGAGUGCUGGUGACGGUGGUGUAGGCAGCAUAAGAGAGGUCACAGUUGUUUCUGGGAUACCAGCUUCCACAAGCACUGAAAGGCUAGAGAUUUUGGAUGAUGAGAAUCAUAUUUUAAGCUUUAGGGUUGUUGGGGGCGAGCAUCGGCUAAACAAUUAUAAGUCUGUUACAUCAGUUAACGAGUUUAACAAGGAAGACAAGGUCUACACUAUUGUUUUGGAGUCAUAUAUUGUGGACAUACCAGACGGCAAUACAGUUGAAGAUACAAAGAUGUUUGUGGACACUGUUGUGAAGUUGAAUCUUCAAAAGCUAGCAGUGGUUACCAAUACAGCUCUGCAUGGACACGAGUGAUUCUAAUGAACCAGAUUAAUCAUUUCCUUUGAUGAUGAUUAUCAUGGAGAAACGGCUGCCAUAUUUGUGCCUUUGUCAAUGAUGUACGAGACUGAAGUUUACUUGCAAAUAAGUGAGGGCAAAAAAUAUUUCUACGUACUACAUGGAUUUGUUUCACAUGAGACUCCAUGAUCAUAUCAUAUGAUUGAAAGCGUUUGGGAAAGGGAGAGAGCGUAUUAAUUUCUGUUUGUAGGUUUACAGGUGAGGAGAUU
This is a messenger RNA of Populus nigra (black poplar), 962 nucleotides long. RefSeq names its product abscisic acid receptor PYL2-like. Gene Ontology annotation, molecular function: abscisic acid binding; signaling receptor activity; protein phosphatase inhibitor activity. The coding region runs from base 136 to 711 and encodes 191 amino acids. Gene Ontology annotation, biological process: abscisic acid-activated signaling pathway. Gene Ontology annotation, cellular component: cytoplasm; nucleus. The record is from RefSeq and is a predicted model, not a curated record. The transcript is spliced from 2 exons. Lineage: Eukaryota; Viridiplantae; Streptophyta; Magnoliopsida; Malpighiales; Salicaceae.